Molecule: messenger RNA, 1675 nt
Organism: Poecilia latipinna (sailfin molly)
Lineage: Eukaryota; Metazoa; Chordata; Actinopteri; Cyprinodontiformes; Poeciliidae
Gene: rcn1
Product: reticulocalbin 1, EF-hand calcium binding domain
Exons: 6
Coding region: 342-1319 (325 amino acids)
Cellular component (GO): endoplasmic reticulum
Molecular function (GO): calcium ion binding
Source: RefSeq, a predicted model, not a curated record
UUGGUCGUACGUAAAGCGGCAGGAACUCCCGGCUUGGUUGCAUCCUUACCACAAGGAAAGAGGACGGGACUGCUUUCAAAACUGUACAAGUGAGGAACUGGAAGUGUUUUUUUUUUUCUUUUAGAGGAGCUGGCUGCUGGCGCUGAUGUUUUUACAGACUCGGCUUCCAACGAAAGAAGAAGAAGAAGAAGAAGAAAGAGCUCCGUUUGCAGUGGGAAGUGGAAGUAGCUGCGCUGCUGCUGACGCCUUGCCAACUGAUUGUAGCUUUUCCAGGCCUGUUUGUGGUGCGUAAGGGGAGCGGGGGGGCUGCUGAUUAAAAUCAGCAUCAGCCCCAGAGACUGAUGGCUGGAUUUAGCUUUAGCUUUAGCUUGGUGUGCGCUGUGCUCCUGGGCGCCUUCCUAGUGAGCACGAAGCCCAUGCUGAGGAAGGAGAGGGUUCUCCGUGAUCCAGAGCUGAGCAGCAGACAAGCCCACGAAGACAAUAAGAGCUAUCAGUACGACCAUGAGGCCUUUCUGGGCAAGGACGAGGCCAAGACGUUUGACCAGCUCACCCCCGAGGAGAGCAGAGACAGACUGAGCAAAAUCGUGGACCGUAUAGAUGGGGACGCAGAUGGGUACAUCACGACAGACGAGCUGAACGCCUGGAUAAAGCGUGUCCAGAAGCGCUACGUGUACGAGAACGUAGCAAAGGUCUGGGUGGAUUAUGAUCUGAACAAAGACAACAAGAUCUCAUGGGACGAGUACAAGCAGGCCACCUACGGAUACUAUCUGGCUAACCCUCAGGAGUUUGAGGAUGCCACAGACAAGUUCAGCUUUAAGAAGAUGCUCCCUCGAGAUGAGAGGAGAUUUAAAGCAGCAGAUCUGAACGGCGACCUGGCAGCAGACCGGGAAGAGUUCACAUCCUUCCUCCAUCCUGAGGAGUUUGAGCACAUGAAGAGUAUUGUGGUUCUGGAAACGCUGGAGGACAUCGACAACAACGGCGACGGACAUGUGGAUGAAGACGAGUACAUUGCCGACAUGUUUGCUCACGAGGACGGGGGUCCUGAACCCGACUGGGUCAGGACUGAGCGAGAGCAGUUCUCCGACUUCCGAGACCUCAACAAAGACGGAAAGAUGGAUCAGGAUGAAAUCCGGCAAUGGAUCAUGCCGCAGGACUACGACCACGCCCAGGCCGAGGCCAGACAUCUUGUGUACGAGUCAGACCAGGACAAGGACCAGAAACUGACCAAGCAGGAGAUUCUUGACAACUGGAACAUGUUUGUUGGAAGUCAAGCCACGAAUUACGGCGAAGACCUCACCAGGAACCACGAUGAGCUCUGACGUGUAUCUGUGUCCUGAAAACAGCAGAAAUCAGGACGGGCCUCACAGCGACGGCUCUCAAGUAGGAGAUGGAUAGAAGAUGGACCUACUGAGGUUUCAUGAUCGGUGUUUCAGUCCUCCUGUAGAUAGUUUUGUUCCUGACAUUCAGGAACGAAACCAGAGGGUUCUUGAUCAGUGCCUUCCAGCCGUGCGGUAGCAGGCUGUGCUGCCUCUGAGAUUUCUAACAGUGUUUUUAGACAUCAGUCGUAUGAACAGUUUGUGAUAGAAAUGAUAAUGUGAAACCUCAACUUAGAGCAUUUAUUAUGUUUUUUUUUUUCUCAAAUAUUUCAGAUGACUUUGAUACUGAAAGUUGGGGA